GUUGAAAAUGAGUCAUGCAGACUUUAUCGACAGUUACAAAGGUCAUAUUUUCCCUCACAAACAUCAAAUUCCUGUGCAAACCAACUCCAGCAUGACCAAUGCAACAUCCAGAACAUGACAGCUGCAGGACUUUAGACCUUGGAUAGCACUAGAUUACUUCCUGUAAAUCAUCUGUAUGUGGAUUCCCCCCAUUGCUUAGUUCCAAAAAACGUCAAUCUGUAAACAUUAUGGCUUUAAUCUGUCUGAAGGCAUCUUCAAGUCCUUUCAAGAUUUCAUGGUCCUCAUAUAAUCUCUAAAAAGAUGGUCUGAUUGCAUCACAAAGUGACAGAAGAGAGAGACAGACGCGUGUGUAAACACAACUGAUGAUGGCGUGCUAAUCUGUCAGAUAUCAACCAGCCCUGCAAAGCGUCCUGCUCAGUCUGCGCUCUGACCACGGGAGGAGAGACGGCGCUCCCCGCCAGUCCCGAGGAGCAAAUUUCCAUUUUCCGAGCUGCCACUCAAGCAACGCGGAGGCUCCACGGAGAGGAGAGGAGGAGACGCGGGGAGGACAUUCCUGCAGCCAUUAAUCAGUCCGCCGAGGAGCCGCGCUCGGCCGCCCGGACCGCCCGCGUGCCCCUGCCCUGCCAGCCAGCCAGCCGGAGCGGAGGCGCGAGUCUCACACCGCGAGCGUCGGUCAUUCGGCGGCGGACGUGAACGGGGAGGAGGAGGAGGAGGCGGAGGAGGGGGCUGAGAGGAGGAAACAGAGCCCGUCUGUCAGAGUUAUUACCCGGUGUGAAUAUAGAGCAGCAGACGAGGAGUCUCUCGUUCUCAGUUCCUGACAGGACGCGUUUUCCCGCUUUCUCCGUGGUUGCUGGUUUACAGCUGUGUUGGUUUGUCUCUAGCCGGAGGUGACUGUAGCCCUGCUCUGAGGAGGGCACCAUGACCCAGGAGGGGCAGGCUCUGCCCUCUCCCACCCCACCUGAGAACACAUUGGAGCCCAACACAGCAACAAACACGACUGAUCUGCCUGCCGAAAUACAUAAUGAGACAGUGGAGGACAGGUCAGAGGCUGUGGAGAGGGACAAUACAGAGGAGGGCAAGGAAGAACAGGAGACCGUAGGACGAGAGGAGGUGGCAGAAAGUGAAGGAGAGGGGAGGGCUGAGGGAAAUGAUGAGGGAGGAGAAGGUGAGUUAAACAAGGUGGAGGAAGGUUCCACUGCUGACGAGCAUCAUCAGAGCAAAAGGGAAGAAGAAGAGGAGAAAAAGGACAAUGAAGACAUGCAGCUACCUGAAGAGAAAGAGGCAACUAACUCUCAACCAACUGAGCGACUUGCAAACGGUAUGAGUGGAAACGAUGAUGAGGACGGGGUUGGAGAGGAGGACGGGGGAGAAGAGAGGGAGGGACAUACAAACCUGGACACUUUCAGCUCCAACUUUGAGACGACUGUGGAGCAGGCCAACACAGAGGUGGAGGACGAUGAAGAGGAAGAGGAGGAAGGGGCCCAGAGAGAUGGAGAUGAAACAGAGCACCAGGACACUUUCAGCUCAGCAUUUGAGCAGAUUGUAGAGCAGGUCGAUGUGCAUGAAGAAGAAGAGGAGAGAGAGUCGGAGGAAGAAGAGAAGGAGAAAAACAAGGUGGUGGAUAAUAAAGAUGGUUUCAGCUCCACAUUCGAGCGCAUUGUGGAGUCUGCCCUGUUAAGGGGCGGCACGUGCUACAGCAGCCUCGACUCUUUGGACGUGCUGUCACUCACGGACGAGACUGACAGCUGCGUCAGCUUUGAGGCACCACUGACUCCACUCAUCCAACAGAGGUCGCUGUUACUGGGGCCUGAACCUCUAGAGCUGGAGCUGGCAACAGUUCAGGAACAAGAAGGGGCUGAGGCGGCACCAGAUGCCCUUGAUAGUGAUGAUAAAACUGGGAAGAGCUCGAUGUGUCCAGGUGGAUCAGAUGGUGCUGUAGGGGGAAGUCCGUUACGGACAACCAUACCAGGGAGCAGGUCGGAGUUUGUGCUGAGCCAGCCUGGACGCUGGGCUAUUCCCAAUGGAUACCACUCAGACUCCCAGGGAGCCGUUGAGGGCAGCAGAGCCAUGAUCAGCUCGGUCAGCGAUGCCAACCUCACAGACGUGCUGUCUGACUCAGAGGAGUGUGAUUUGGGCAGUCUGGAGCACUUGGAGCGAGGCAGCACCGACACGUUGGCCAAUGGCUGCAGAGUUGACUGUGAGGCCGCCAAGAGGCUGGCCAAGCGCCUGUAUCACCUCGACGGUUUCAAGCGCUGUGACGUGGCCAGACACCUGGGCAAAAACAACGAGUUCAGUCAGCUGGUGGCUUCCGAGUAUCUGAGUUACUUUGAUUUCUCCGGCCUGUCCCUGGAUCGAGCCCUGAGGAACUUCUUAAAGGCCUUUCCAUUGAUGGGAGAAACCCAGGAGAGAGAGCGGGUCCUCGUCCAUUUCUCCAGACGCUACUGUCACUGCAACCCACAGACACCCAGCUCUGAAGAUGGAGCCCACACAUUAACCUGCGCCUUAAUGCUGCUCAACACUGAUCUACAUGGACACAACAUUGGGAAGAAGAUGUCUUGUCAGCAGUUUAUCAGUAAUCUGGAUGGGCUCAACAAUGGCAAUGACUUCCCAAAAGAUUUAUUAAAGGUUUUGUAUAACUCGAUCAAGAAUGAAAAGCUUGAGUGGGCAGUUGAGGAGGAGGAGCUCAGGAAGAGUCUGUCAGAAUUAGUGGAGGAGCAGUGUGAGGGCGGGAGCAAGCGUGUUGCCAGGGUAACGGACGGCAGUAACCCUUUCAUCGCCAUUCCCAUCCUGCUAAACGCAGUCACCUACAAACACGGCGUGCUGACCCGCAAGAGUCACGCCGAGAUGGACGGCAAAAGAACUCCAAGGGGUCGGCGGGGUUGGAAAAAGUUCUACGCCGUCCUAAAGGGAAUGAUCCUGUAUCUCCAGAAGGACGAGUACAAACCUGACAGUGACAUUUCUGAGGUGGACCUGAAGAAUGCCGUACGGAUUCACCACGCGUUAGCCACGCCUGCCAAUGACUACAGCAAAAGACCCAACGUGCUGAAGCUGAAAACAUCUGACUGGAGAGUCUUCCUGCUGCAGGCCCCGAGUGAGGAGGAGAUGAUGUCCUGGAUCUUCCGGAUAAACCUGGUGGCGGCGCUCUUCUCAGCUCCAGCUUUUCCCGCCGCGAUCGGCUCCAUGAAAAAGUUCUGUCGGCCCAUCCUGCCGUCCUCAUCCACCAGACUCAACCAGGAGGAGCAGCUGCUGAGUCAUGAGAGCAAGCUAAAGCAGACCGGUUUAGAGCUGGAGGAACACAGAAAAAACCAGCCCUCGGCCGACCCAAAAAGCCGUGACUGGGAGGAGUACCGGCUUAAAGAGCACUACCUCACGUACGAGAAGACUCGAUAUGAGACGUACAUCAGCCUCCUGCAGGCUAAAAUCCGCGCUGAGACGGACGACCUGGAGAAGAUCGAGGCCAACGUGAUUGGUGGCCUAAUCUUGGACGGGAGCUUGGCAGGUCGAGAGUGCCACCUUCGAAAGACGCAGUCCUCGCCGUCCAUCAGCCAAUCCCAGGGCGGCCAGAACGGGCGGAGCGAUGGGAGCACGGUCCCAGGACAGAGGAGCUGAGAAAUGUGGAAGGAAGGAAGGCGUUGACCCCCUCAGCACUCCAGAAUCUUUAGUAAUUAGUAUGAUGUGUUUUGGGCUCCUCCGAUCCCCAGUGAACUGUCCCGCUCCUUCCCAGAUGUUAUCAAACCUGAUGAAUAUCCUGUCGUUGAGCAAUAGUUGAGGGAAGCUGUGGAACAUCUGUUCUCUCAGCUUCUAUUAUUGCACAUUUGGAACGAUCCUAGCUGUGAUCACCGUUUCAAGCAGCACCGUCAGUAUUAUUUUAGCAUCUCAGAGUCAGGCGCUUGUCUAGUUGAAGUGUCGUUAGCUCUGAGAAGAAGUUUAAGUUGUUUAAAAUGUUUAAAUAACAGGUCAGAAAGAAAGCAGGAACCGUCUGGUUUGCCUUUUUUGGCCCGUUUCUGUCCUUGUAUUUCAGCCCUGAAGUCACUCAGUGGGUAUAAGGAGACAGACACGGUACCACUGUAGCAUUGUUCUGUUUUAACUCCUGUAAUGCAUGCUUACACAGCCAAUGCACUGACAGGCAUGUACAGCGGUGGACCUACAGUACAGGUAGGGUGUGAAGAUGUAACAUAUCUAUCCUGCAGAGAACUCAGAAGGAUAAAAUCCCUGUUUAUCAUAUUUAUUUAUUUAUUUGACUCUCAAAACCUUAAUUUAGCCCAGAACAGGUUUACGCAACGCUUUGUUGUCCUUUUUGCAGGAAGUUUUUGUUUUACAUGCUUUGCUCUUUUGGAGGCUGCAAAAUGGGAAGAACUGUUUUUAGUGAGCUGCUCCACAAGGGGGCUGGAGGUUUAGUGCCUUACUGAAGGGCACCUUGGCUCAGAGCGAUCAAACGACUGCUCAGACUGGCAAAAAUACUGACAUGUAUUCGUUUUAGUUCGUUUUUUUUUUGUUUUGUUUUCAGGAAAUAAGAGGAUUUAGAGAAGUGCUGAAUUGAAAGAAAGAUCUUUCAAGCCAUUGUCCAUGUUAUCCUCUUACCGCUCCAUUUAUAUCCCAGCUGAACAGACACAACG
Messenger RNA from Fundulus heteroclitus (mummichog), 4616 nucleotides. RefSeq names its product pleckstrin and Sec7 domain containing 2 (gene psd2). Gene Ontology annotation, molecular function: phospholipid binding; guanyl-nucleotide exchange factor activity; protein binding. Bases 919 to 3609 code for a protein of 896 amino acids. Gene Ontology annotation, biological process: regulation of ARF protein signal transduction. The transcript is spliced from 15 exons. Lineage: Eukaryota; Metazoa; Chordata; Actinopteri; Cyprinodontiformes; Fundulidae. The record is from RefSeq and is a predicted model, not a curated record.